This is a messenger RNA of Capsicum annuum, 1112 nucleotides long. RefSeq lists its product as uncharacterized. Bases 156 to 674 code for a protein of 172 amino acids. NCBI's taxonomy places the organism in Eukaryota, Viridiplantae, Streptophyta, Magnoliopsida, Solanales, Solanaceae. The transcript has 3 exons. The record is from RefSeq and is a predicted model, not a curated record.
ACGUUUAUUUGCUAAAGAACUGUCCCACUAGAAGUGUUAGUAGUGUUUCGCGAACUGUUCUUCCUGUUAACCAUUUAAGUUCUCACUUUGUUUUUUUCAACAUUCAAAUUUUCUCUGUUCCUCAUUGCCAAGAUAACUAACUCCCUCCCAAAGUAAUGGAAUCAAGUAGAGCCAUUUCUGGCAAAGAACAGUCACAAACCCUAGGCCAUAAAGACGACGACGUAUUAUCAGAAUCAGAAGAUGAAAGAGGGGCAGAAGAUGGAGUACCACAACUGGAAGAAGAAAUUCAAAAACUGGAACAGCAAGUUAACCAAAUGGCAGACAAAAUUUUAGAUUACAGAUACACAAUUCCGGGUCAGCUUAAAACUACUCUUGAUUCCAUUCUUGCUGCUCAAAGACCCGUUUACGAUACCCGUCAGGGACCUGAAUCUCAACCUGGGUGCUCCAAUUACCCAUCCACAUCUGAUGUUGAAGGGUGUGGUGCCUCCUUAGCUGGAGAGGUGCAGAAAGAAGCUGAGAAAGCGCAGCUCCUUAAACAGAAGAUAACAAGUAAUGCAUCUGCCCUACCUAUUGUACUGAACAGGAUGAAGGAAGGUAUGGCGAGGAUUGACAAACUACAGUCUAGCAAAAAGGUCAUUCAUUCUGCCUUUAAAAGGGGAAGAACUACCCGAUAAGCCCCUGCUAAAUCUGCUCACUCUGGAUCCUGAUUGGGAAGAGAAUCAAUCAAAUCACAGAAACGACCCCGUUACAAUGAAGAAAUUGAGGGAUAAGGCCGCUUCUAAAUCGAAGAAGUCUCCUUCAAAAGCAAGUAAAAAGAAAUUUGAUGAUUCCGAUCGACCACAUCUGCCGAAGGUAUUUAUUAUGAGUGUAUGUAUAAUUUGACACAUGUAUAAUAAGACACGAUACAUUAGUGUUUCAUCACAAAAAUGUAUAAUAUAGUUAUUCUAAAAUAUUAUUCUGAAGGUUAUACAUUCUAAUAAAACUGAUAUUAAUGUAUAAGUUACCCUUAUACAUGUGUAGUUUUUGUUUAUGUUUUGGUCUGAUAUAAAUUGUUAGAUGUAUACAUAACCAUCAUACAUUUGUAUAUGUUGUUUAAUUAUGGUACUCUUUGA